Molecule: messenger RNA, 2012 nt
Organism: Electrophorus electricus (electric eel)
Lineage: Eukaryota; Metazoa; Chordata; Actinopteri; Gymnotiformes; Gymnotidae
Gene: uqcrc1
Product: ubiquinol-cytochrome c reductase core protein 1
Cellular component (GO): mitochondrion
Molecular function (GO): metal ion binding
Source: RefSeq, a predicted model, not a curated record
UACACGAGCGCGCGCAUUCUACUCCUCGGUGUGCCAGGAAAAGAUGGCAGCGUCCGUGUGCCGAUUCGGGGGAGCCGUGAGUCGAGCUUUUGCCAAAGCUCGCAGUCCUGUUCUGCUUUCUCUGAGACGGAGUCAGGCAACUGUAUCGUAUGCUCAAAGCAUACUGGGUGCUUCAGAGGCACAGCUCUCCACCUUGGACAAUGGACUGAGAAUUGCCUCAGAGGAGACUGACCAUGCUACAUGUACUGUUGGCCUGUGGAUCAGUGUAGGUAGUCGAUAUGAAUCCGAGAAGAACAAUGGUGCUGGAUUCUUCUUGGAGCACUUGGCUUUCAAGGGCACAAAGAAGCACUCUCAGUCUGCUCUUGAGCAGGCAGUGGAGUCGAUGGGAGCUCAUCUAAGCACAUACACUUCUCGUGAGCACACUGCAUACUACAUGAAGACCCUGGCUAAGGACCUGCCAAAAGCGGUCGAACUGCUGUCUGAGGUGGUGCAGAGCUCUUCUCUGAGUGAGGCUGAGAUUGAGCAGCAAAGAGGUGUGGUGCUCAGAGAGCUGGAGGAGGUGGAGGGCAGUCUGUCAGACGUCUGUCUGGACCUGCUCCACUCCACUGCUUUCCAGGGCACACCACUCAGCCAUAGUGUUCUGGGACCCUCUGAAAAUGCUAGGACUUUUACUCGGCAGCAUCUGGUGGAAUACAUCAACAGCCACUACAAGGCUCCUCGUAUGGUUCUGGCUGCUGCUGGAGGUGUGAACCAUGCAGACCUAGUUGGUUUGGCUAAGCAGUACUUCAGUGGUGUUUCGUUUGAGUAUCAGGGUGAUGCUGUGCCUGUGCUGCAUCCCUGCCGCUUCACUGGCAGUGAGAUUCGAUACCGUGAUGAUGCCAUGCCACUGGCACAUGUUGCUAUUGCUGUAGAGGGAGCAGGGGCUGCCAAUCCAGAUGUCGUGCCCCUCAUGGUUGCUAAUGCCAUCAUCGGCAGCUAUGACCUCACAUUUGGAGGUGGCAUGAACCUGAGCAGUCCCUUAGCACGCCGGGCUGCAGAGUUAAGCUUGUGCAACAGCUACGAGGCUUUCCAUACUACCUACAGUGACACGGGACUGAUGGGCAUCUAUUUCGUCACAGACAAACACAAGAUCGAGGACAUGAUGCACUGGGCUCAAAAUGCAUGGAUGAAUGUGUGCACCACAGUGACAGAGAGUGAUGUGGCCAGAGGAAAGAAUGCCCUGAAGGCCAGUUUAAUAGGACAACUGAACGGUACCACACCAAUCUGUGAUGACAUUGGCAGACACAUUCUCAACUAUGGCCGCCGUAUCCCAUUAGCUGAGUGGGAUGCCAGGAUUGAUGCUGUAACCCCCAAGGUGUUGCGUGAUGUUUGCAUCAAAUACAUCUAUGACAAAUGUCCUGCCGUGUCUGCUGUUGGUCCAAUUGAACAGCUUCCAGACUACAACCGAAUGCGCAGUGCCAUGUACUGGCUUCGGUUCUAAAUGUUCAUUUAAUUUGUCUGAUGUCCACUCAUCUCUCCCUCACACACUGAUCACUCAGCUUCGUUUAUACUCUUCUCCGCUCACUGGUUUGUUUCCUCUUCCUAAGGUCCCUGUUCCUCAAAGUUUCCCCUCAUUUCUGCUCUGAAAAUGGUAACUCCAUCCUUUCUGUUACUAUCUUAGCUUAGUUCGUUUCUAUGGUGUUCAUGGGGGAUAGUGUCAAGUGAUUAGCAGGUUUGCGGAAAUACGUAAAUAUGAAACUAAUGAGCUGUUGAUUCUUAAUAAAGAUGGUUAAACUGCAACAGUGACAACAACAGCCUCAUAUUUGUGAUGAAGAAUUUCCAUUUAGAAAUUCUCAUGAAAGCAGGAAGGUAGGUGAAGAUGGAGAACAUUUCAAAUGAGCAGGUACAGGGAAAUCACUUCAGAGUCCAACAUGUCACGUGGAGCAGAACUAUUUAUGAAGUGGUGUGUUUUGUUUCUGUCCACUGUUGUAUAUAACAGAAGCUCUCAUGCCAAUAAAAUGCUGAAAACUCAA